AUGACGCAGACCGCCAGCCGCUCGUUAGCGGUCCCUCUCCAGCGGCCUCGCAUCGGCAUUCACGCACCUGAAAAGCAAAGCCCGGCACACGCGACCAUCAGGCCACUCGCAAAGGCUGCGACGAAAGAGCUGUGCGACACGUUUGAAGCUUACCAAGCCGUCGCAUAUGUGCGUCCCACCAUGCGCACGUCCAUGAACGACGACGAGGCCAACGCCGCCGGCUGGGAGGCCGUCCGCGGCGCCGUCUACGGCGCAACAAAAUACGGCGUGGCCAUGGCCUUGUUGGGAGGCAUUGGUCAGGCCAUGUCGCCCAUCUACCGGGGACUGACGAUCCAGUUCAAAGUAUACAUACAAAUGUCCGGCAUGGUGCUCGGCAGCAUGCUCGAGGCCGACAGCCGACUCCGAAUGUACGAAGCCAAUGUGCGGCAGCAGCGACGGAUUGCACGGCACAAUGCUCGAUUGCGGGCGCUGGAAGAGGAGGACGACGAGAAGUAG
Messenger RNA from Sporothrix brasiliensis 5110, 495 nucleotides. RefSeq lists its product as uncharacterized. The transcript is spliced from 2 exons. The record is from RefSeq and is a predicted model, not a curated record. Lineage: Eukaryota; Fungi; Ascomycota; Sordariomycetes; Ophiostomatales; Ophiostomataceae. The coding region runs from base 1 to 495 and encodes 164 amino acids.